AUGGUUCAACAGUCCAUCAUCACUACAAAAGAUAUAUCAGUCAUAGCUUGUCCACUUCAAGCUGGUCAAUCAUUAGAAGGUGUUCAAGGUGGACCUAGAAAAAUCAUCGAACUUGGUUUAUUAACACAAAUCGAAACUAUGGGAUGGAAGGCCAAUUAUGAAAAUAACGAUGAUAUCACAUCUCUUUGUCCCAAGGAAGAUCCUGUGGUGAUGAAUCUUAAGAAUCCAAAAUAUGUGUCUGCAGCUACUCAUCGAUUAUCUCAACAAAUCUAUGAACGUGCUCGUCUUCAUGAUCAAUUUAUCUUGACUCUAGGUGGUGAUCAUUCCAUUGCUUUAGGUUCUGUAUCUGGUAUUUUUCAAGCUUAUCCUGAUGCUUGUUUGAUUUGGGUGGAUGCUCAUGCUGACAUUAAUACACCUGAAACCACUGAUUCUGGUAAUAUACAUGGAUGUCCAUUAAGCUUCUUGACCGGGAUUGCAACUAAUCAUCCUGAUUUCCAAUGGGUCAAAUCCUUGGUCAAACCUGAAAGAUUGACUUAUAUCGGCUUACGUGAUGUUGAUGAUGGUGAAAAGAAAAUUCUUCAAGACUUUGGAAUUAAGGCCUUCUCUAUGCAUCAUGUAGAUAAAUAUGGUAUUGGCAAAGUGAUGGAAAUGGCUUUGGAUGCUGUCAACCCUAAUCGUGAUCGUCCUAUUCAUCUCUCUUUUGAUGUGGAUGCUUUGGACCCUUCUGUAGCUCCUAGUACUGGAACUCCUGUUCGUGGUGGACUUAGCUUUAGAGAAGGUCAUUAUAUAUGUGAACAUCUUUAUGAAACUGGGCUUUUGGUAGCGACUGAUAUUGUUGAAGUCAAUCCUGCUUUGGAAGACGAAGAAUCAGCUUUCCGUACCGUUGAAGUUGCAUGCUCGCUUGCUCGCUGUUGUCUAGGCGAAACCUUGCUGUAA
Messenger RNA from Halteromyces radiatus, 936 nucleotides. Its product is annotated as arginase. Lineage: Eukaryota; Fungi; Mucoromycota; Mucoromycetes; Mucorales; Cunninghamellaceae. Gene Ontology annotation, cellular component: cytosol; cytoplasm; nucleus. The coding region runs from base 1 to 936 and encodes 311 amino acids. The record is from RefSeq and is a predicted model, not a curated record. The transcript is spliced from 3 exons. Gene Ontology annotation, molecular function: arginase activity; manganese ion binding.